Messenger RNA from Zeugodacus cucurbitae (melon fly), 2820 nucleotides. RefSeq names its product long-chain fatty acid transport protein 4. NCBI's taxonomy places the organism in Eukaryota, Metazoa, Arthropoda, Insecta, Diptera, Tephritidae. Bases 426 to 2678 code for a protein of 750 amino acids. Gene Ontology annotation, biological process: triglyceride homeostasis. The transcript has 5 exons. Gene Ontology annotation, cellular component: endoplasmic reticulum. Gene Ontology annotation, molecular function: long-chain fatty acid-CoA ligase activity; long-chain fatty acid transmembrane transporter activity. The record is from RefSeq and is a predicted model, not a curated record.
GGCCGGAGUCAAUGCAUCGGCGAACGCGGCUGUGGACAGAAGUGAAUAUUGUGUAAGAGCACACUUUGCCCGACCGCAAACGACGCGCGAUCUGUGACACAGCUAAAAGUGAAAUCGUGCAAAGCGGACCAUCAACACAAAUACGUCGCGCCGCGAAUAAGUACAGCAUCCGUGCAGCAGCGCCACAGUUAAGACAAUGCCAUUGAAGCGGCCGUACUGCGAGUGACUACGUGAAUGAAACCGAAUUUCUGAAGUCGUGAAUUUUGAUUCGAAUUUGGAAGAUGCGCUUCCAUUCGAAGACGCUUGUUAUUUAAUAAUUACACGCAAUCAAUUAACUGACAAUCGCGAAAGCAUACCAAUAAGUGUAUCUAAAGUGGAAUAGUGUUAAAGUCUUGUGCGCGGAAAGACGAGUUUGAGCCGGCGUCAUGAGUGCUUCCCUGGAGGGGUCAUGCGAGGUCAGCGCCGCCGUUGAUGAGCAGAAUAAUAAGAUCAAUGCAACUCAGCCAAAUGCCGAGGCUCGGAAGUUGUCGCUGAAAAAGGAUGUGCAAAGCAACAACGAAAAGAGCGAGAAACAACAAAGUACGACACAUACCACCAUUGAGGUGGAUGGCGCCAACCGAAAUCUUUCCAGCAAUGGCCACCAGCAGAGUAGUCUGAAUGGAACCCAAAAUGGUACAGGCUCAAGUUCUACUAAUCAGCAGAUAAGAACUGACGGAAGCAUGACCAAGUCCAAACUUCUUUUGCUGGCUCUAACAGCGAGUAUCGCAGUGGUUUUAGUCGCGCUGCUGUGGAGUUUCUUUGGUUGGACAUGCGGCCUGCCCGCUCUGAUUGUCGGCCUAUUUGCUAUAUUGGUGGUAGCAGUCGGCUGGCGUUGGUUUUAUAUAGCUGCUGUAACCGCUAAACGUGAUGCUACUGCUUUGUGGGCUUAUAUACGACUACUCGUGCUCAUAAAGAGGUAUGAGAGAAAUAACGUGUCUAUAAGUGACAUAUUUCAAAUGAACGUGGCAAAGCAUCCGGAUAAAACAGCAAUAAUAAGUGAGACGCAGUCUUGGACUUUUCGACAACUGGAUCAGUUUGCCAAUCGCAUUGCAGACAUAUUCCAUAGUCAUGGCUACAAAAAGGGCGAUGUGAUCGGUCUCAUGUUGGAGAACCGUGUCGAGUUCGUUGGCAUUUGGUUGGGUCUCUCGAAGCUUGGUAUUAUAACUGCACUCAUUAAUACCAACCUCAAGGAGCGGUCCCUGAUACAUAGCGUCACUGUGGCUAAAUGCUUAGCUCUUAUUUAUGGCGAAGACUUCGAAGUGACUGUGGAAAGGGUUGCAACUGAAAUUUCAGUAAAACUGUAUCAAUUUAAUAACGAAAUAAAUAAGGCAGUGCGAAACUCAGCAGAAGACUUGGCCACCUUGAUGAACUCAUCCACCCAUGUCACAUCACAACCGAGCGCAAUUCAACACCCAAAUCAUCAUGACAAGCUGAUGUACAUCUACACAUCCGGCACCACUGGUCUCCCCAAGGCUGCAGUUAUCUCCCACUCACGAUAUCUGUUUAUAGCCGCGGGCAUUCACUACACUCUGAACUUCAAAAACAAAGACGUGUACUACACGCCUCUGCCACUAUAUCAUACAGCCGGCGGAGUUAUGAGCAUGGGGCAAGCGCUGAUUUUUGGCUCGACCGUCGCCAUUCGGAAGAAGUUUUCAGCCUCUGGGUAUUUCAGUGACUGUGUGCGCCACAACUGCACCAUUGCUCAGUAUAUCGGCGAAAUGGCGCGCUAUAUCUUGGCUACGCCGGCAUCAGAAUACGAUCGUUCGCAUAAAAUUCGUAUGGUUUUCGGUAAUGGGCUGCGUCCGCAAAUCUGGCCGCGUUUUGUUGAACGCUUUAACAUACCCAAAGUUGGUGAGUUCUACGGCGCUACAGAGGGCAACGCCAAUAUCAUGAACAACGACAACACCGUCGGGGCAAUUGGAUUUGUUUCGCGAAUUAUACCCCAAAUCUAUCCAAUAUCCAUAAUAAAAGCAGACCCCGAUACUGGUGAGCCCACGCGUGGCGCCGAUGGUUUAUGUCAACGCUGUGGACCGGGUGAAUCGGGCGUAUUCAUUGGUAAAAUAAUCAAGGGCAAUCCCUCGAGAGAAUUUCUGGGUUAUGCUGAUGAGAGCGCUUCUACGAAGAAAAUUGCUCAUGACGUGUUUAAGAAAGGCGAUAUGGCAUUCCUAUCUGGUGAUCUUUUGACUUCUGACGAGCGCGGCUACCUCUUCUUUGUGGACCGCACAGGCGACACCUUUCGUUGGAAGGGCGAGAACGUAUCCACUGGCGAAGUGGAAGCUCAAGUCAGUAAUGUGGCCAAUUACAAGGAUACAGUCGUAUAUGGCGUGAUGAUACCGCAUACGGAAGGGCGAGCAGGUAUGGCUGCCAUUUAUGAUCCACGACGAGAGGUGGAACUCGAACGCUUUGCACGGGAUGUGUCGGAGGUGCUCCCUGCCUAUGCUAGACCGCAGUUUUUAAGGUUCCUAACUAACAUUGACCUCACAGGUACAUACAAAUUACGAAAAGUGGAUCUGCAGAAAGAGGGCUAUGAUCCCAAUGUUAUACGGGAUGAGUUGUACUACAAAACGGCUUCCGGCAGAUAUGAGACAUUAACAAGUGAUAUUUUCGACAAAAUAAAUAACGGCGCAAUUCGCUUUUAGGCGAGACUUAAUCACUAAAAUCAAAUUUCGUGAAACAUUUAAAUUAGUUAUAUGUAAUAUUAUAAAUAGAUGCUUAUAUGUAUGGACUAUCUGAGAGGUAUAACCUUAAUUGCUGUAAAAUAUAUUCAAAUAAUUUAAGUAA